Molecule: messenger RNA, 724 nt
Organism: Hylaeus volcanicus
Lineage: Eukaryota; Metazoa; Arthropoda; Insecta; Hymenoptera; Colletidae
Exons: 4
Coding region: 176-724 (182 amino acids)
Source: RefSeq, a predicted model, not a curated record
UAGAAUAACAUCAAAAAAUAAAAGUACCAGACUACUGAAGAAACUUAAUGCACAACUCUUCUUAGUGUACCUGAUCCAUUUAUGCUUUGAGGAAAGGCAAAUGCAACUGUUAGAAUACAUUUUAUUAUAGAUUGUGAUUGAACUAGACAAUUACACAUAGUACGUGUAAGCAACUAUGGCAGAACACUAUGAACACGAACUAAAGUCAAUUGAGCUACGUUUAAAAAAUUGGUUUCUAACAAGGCGUGUUUGUAUGGAAAAAGCAAGUGCUCUAAAGAAUUUCUUUUCACAACAUAACGUUACAGUGUUAGGAGAAAACGCUUUUGAAAAAGAUUGCUCUAAGACGGACGCUGUAAUGUGGAACGAUUUGACACAAGAAAAGCCUUUUAUAAGCUGUCAACUUUCUUACAACGCACAAUUGAUGAAAGCUGAAAUGUAUAUGACUAUGUUUAAAAACUCAACAAAUAUUACGCAUCCUUGCCGCCAAUCAGGUGUUUCGUAUCUUCAAUGUAUAAAAAAUUCGUUACCCAUUACCUCGUUAGACGAUAAACAAAACCAGUGUGACCGUUUAUUUGAUACUUUUGCGUUAUGCCGAACGCAAUUAGCGGAUUUACAAAAAAAAAACCUCGAUUCGUCAUUAAGGAAUCAAGACAUUGAAGAUACGAUGGCGGCUGAAUUGUUCAGAAAACGGCAUGAACUAUUAUCCAAAAGAACGAAUCAAUAA